This is a messenger RNA of Plasmopara halstedii, 1218 nucleotides long. RefSeq lists its product as uncharacterized. The record is from RefSeq and is a predicted model, not a curated record. Lineage: Eukaryota; Oomycota; Peronosporomycetes; Peronosporales; Peronosporaceae. The coding region runs from base 1 to 1218 and encodes 405 amino acids. The transcript has a single exon.
AUGACGUUGCCCAGAAGAUCUCUUAAAGGGAGUGAAGAUCAUUUAGAAACCCCAGUGGAUGAAGAAGAGCGCGUCCGGUUUGCUGAUGCAAUCGAGCUCAAGGAAGCAAAAAGAGUUGUUCUUAACUUACAUUUACGUUUAAGAGAAGCCGAGAUGAAACUUGAGAAUAACUUAAGAGAGAUGGUUCCGGUCAGAGAACACGUUGGCACUUCUGCCACCCCAAGUAGAGAAGGGAGCCAAAUUCUCCGGAAGAAACUUGAAGACGCUAUUACAAAACUCGAGCAAGUCAACUUCAAUCUUGUUAGAGCAAAAAACAUCCUCACGGCUUAUAAACGGAUGGAAGCUGAUGCUUUAAAAGUGGAAAAGGAAAGCGAUAUACGCAACGAGCGUUAUUCCAAAUACGCUGAUUACUCCGCCAAUGAAGCUGCUAGUCGUUCGGAGAACGUUGCUAAGCACGUAUCAGGAAUGAAAGAAGCCAAUGAAGCCGUCAGUCGUUUGGAGAACUCCGCUGAGUACAAAUUAAAAAUGGAAGAAGCCGCUGAAAAAGCCAUACCCGUUUCGAUCGAAAAAAUCAUAUCCCGCGGCGUAGUCGACGAAAUCAAGCAUCUCGACAACAAUCACAAUCCUCAGAAAAUUCAUCCACAUAGAGUCGACCAAGCUAUCGAAGCAGCCAAAUUAGAGGAAGAGACGCAUCGCAUUUCUGCCAGCUACAAUCGGCAAUUAUUACAUCAUGCUGAUGAAGACGAAGGUUUAUUUCGUAAAAUUGCUGAGAUAUACAAGAGCACUGCUAGUGUAGCCUCAAAUUUGAACAAAUCUUAUAAACAUAAGGUCAAACAAGCCAAAGAAGUCAAGAAAUCUUUUCAAGCCGAACAAGACGCUCAAAUCAAGAAAGUCAAACACUUAACUCAAAAGCUCAUGGCUGCUCAAGACAGUGAAAGACCUCAGCUCAGCUCAAAUUUCGGAGCUAUCCUACCCGCGAAAUCCACUUACGCUACCCAAGAUCCCAUAGCCGCCCAUGCCGCCCCUAUUAUUCAUUCUGAUACCGACAUUCAUGUCAGUCCAACACCUGAAGAGCUGGACUUGACUUCGAGCCUUCCCAACCCCCCAAAGGUAGAGAUGAAACUCGAACGAAGAAGACAAUCAGACCAUUUGGACGACAAUCGUGAAAGUGGUGUGAAAAUUCGUCAACGCAUUGAUGCUGAUCCGCAAGGCCUGUAA